Abrus precatorius (Indian licorice) is the source of this 3131-nucleotide messenger RNA. RefSeq names its product kinesin-like protein KIN-14Q. Gene Ontology annotation, molecular function: microtubule binding; microtubule motor activity; ATP binding. The transcript is spliced from 17 exons. Bases 3 to 3131 code for a protein of 1042 amino acids. Gene Ontology annotation, biological process: microtubule-based movement. Lineage: Eukaryota; Viridiplantae; Streptophyta; Magnoliopsida; Fabales; Fabaceae. The record is from RefSeq and is a predicted model, not a curated record.
CAAUGGAGGAUAAUCAAUGGUGUCUCUAUGACCAUGACCCACUUCUUCUCACAGACGUUUCUUUGCAACAACAAAACUCUUUUAAUACUCACUGCUCCACCAAUUCUCUUUCACGAACAUCACUGAGCUUUCGGAGUUCGGCUAUGGCGGAUGAGCCUCAAUCUCGUGGUGGAAGCCCCAGUUAUGGGUUUUCUCGGGAAAAUGGGAGCUUUGAAGGGAAAAGCGUGCAAUUCGAUGACCCAGUUGUGAAAAAUAUUUUUGAUGGAAGAUCAAUUUUGGGGUAUUCUCUUACAUCCCCAGAUUUGGUCAUUUGUGCUGGCUCACCAGAUAUUGCUGGAAUCAGUUAUAGUGAUUCUCCUGAGGUUUUGAAGAACAAGUAUUGCAAGAAUUUGGAAUCAUCUAUGGAGCUUUCUCUAGAGAAUGGAAUCAAUGGUUCUCAAGUUGAAGUUGACAAUGGCCAUAAGAUCCCAACUGUUAAAUUCUCUGAUUUUUUUCAAACUUUUGAACAAAAAGAAGAGCUAUUAUCUCCUGAAGCCUCCUUUGAGCUUUUUCCACCCCUUGUAACCAGGGGUGAGUCUCCCCUAGAUUACCCUCCAAGAGAUAAUGAAAUGCAAGAUGAUAUUGGAGUGUCUCAGGAGGCAGAAUUGGAGUCCUCAGAAGAUGAUGAGGAUGUUGGGGUGGAGAAGUUUAAGAGGCUGAAAAGAGAUUUUGAGUGUAAGAGUAAAGACCUGGCAGAAACAAGGAGGGAGUUGGGGGAGAUCAAGAGGGAGAAUCAACAGAAGAGUAGAGACUGCCAGGAAGCUUGGAACUCCUUAAAAGAGCUUCAGAAUGAGCUAAUGCGCAAGUCCAUGCAUGUCGGCUCUUUGGCAUUUGCUAUUGAGGGGCAAGUGAAAGAGAAAAGUAAGUGGUUUUCAUCACUGAGAGACUUGACAAGGAAAGUGAAGAUUAUGAAAAUGGAACACAUCAACCUAUUGGAGGAAGCACAGGCAUACCAGAAAUAUCAAGCGGAUGUGAGAGAAAUGGGUUUUAUUAUCAAGUCGAAAAUAAAUGAACAACUGGAGUCACAUGAAGAUCUCAAGUCCAAAUAUAUUGAAGGAGCUAAGGAACGGAAAGAGCUUUACAAUAAGGUUUUGGAGUUGAGAGGAAACAUAAGGGUCUUUUGCCGGUGUAGGCCUCUCAAUGCCGAAGAGAUAGCAGUAGGAGCAACGGUGGCCUUAGAUUUUGAAUCUGCUAAAGAUGGUGAGCUUACUGUAAUGUCAAAUGGAGCUCCUAAAAAGACUUUUAAGUUUGAUGCUAUCUUUGCUCCCCAAGCUGAACAAGCUGAAAUUUUUGAAGACACAGCACCAUUUGCAACCUCAGUUCUAGAUGGGUACAAUGUAUGCAUUUUUGCAUAUGGACAGACUGGGACAGGAAAAACUUUCACGAUGGAGGGCACGGAAGAGGCUCGUGGGGUUAAUUUCAGGACUCUUGAAAAAAUGUUUGACAUAAUCAAGGAGAGACAGGAGCUGUAUCGUUAUGAUAUCUCUGUAAGUGUCUUAGAAGUGUACAAUGAGCAAAUAAGAGAUUUGCUGGUUCCAGGAAAUCAUCCAGGAACAGCUGCAAAAAGACUGGAAAUUAGGCAAGCUGGUGAAGGAAUGCAUCACAUUCCAGGGCUGGUUGAGGCACAUGUGAACAACAUGACUGAAGUCUGGGAAGUCCUACAAACUGGGAGCAAUGCAAGGGCUGUAAGCUCAACCAAUUCCAAUGAGCAUAGUAGCAGAUCCCACUGCAUUCACUGUGUUAUGGUUAAGGGGGAGAAUUUGAUGAAUGGUGAGUACACCAGAAGCAAGUUAUGGCUGGUGGACCUAGCAGGCAGCGAGCGAGUCGCCAAGACAGAAGUGCAUGGUGAUAGACUGAAGGAGACGCAAAAUAUCAAUAGGUCUCUGUCUGCACUUGGGGAUGUCAUAUCAGCUCUUGCAACAAAAAGUUCACAUAUCCCUUUCAGGAACUCCAAGCUCACACACUUGCUGCAAGAUUCAUUAGGAGGAGAUUCAAAGGCACUCAUGUUUGUACAGAUCAGUCCUAAUGAAAACGAUUUGAGUGAGACAAUUUGCUCUUUGAACUUUGCUAGUAGAGUAAGGGGAAUAGAACUGGGCCCUGCUAAAAAGCAGUUGGACACUAUUGAACUUCUGAGACACAAACAACUGGCUGAGAAAACCAAACAAGAGGUAAAACUGAAGGAUUUUCAAAUCAAGAAGAUGGAGGAAACAAUCCAUGGAUUAGAGUCCAAGAUGAAGGAAAGAGAUAAUAAGAACAAAAACCUGCAAGACAAGGUCAAGGAACUGGAAUCACAACUUCUGAUCGAGAGAAAGCUAGCACGUCAACAUGUAGACUCAAAGAUAGCCGAGCAACACCAAAUGAAACAUCAAGAAGAGCAAAAUAAUGCACUUAUGCGACCAGCACUUGCAAAUAGACCACUUGGAUGUCUCAAGAAUAUUAAUGAUCCAGUGAGUGGUGGAUGGUGCAAAGACCAACAAAUAAAUUCAGCUAGACCACUCACAGAGAACAACAUCUUGAAACCUUAUAUACCCUUUGCCACAAUGGAAAGCUCCAUCAAGUGCAUUGAUUACACUGAGAAAGAAAACAAUCCUGACAUGGCUGACAAAGCAUUACUGCCAAAAAGGACUGGAAGAGCUUCUAUUUGCACGAUGACACCACGUGUUCUUUCAGCCGCUGCAUCAAGGAGAAACUCUCUGAUUCCACUACCAAGUAUACCUAGCUUAACACAGUUCCAAUCACCAUUAUUACCCAAGUUAACAAACCAAGCUGAUCAGAAAGAUAUCAAUGAUGAAUCAGAAACAAACUGUGUGCCUGCACAGACUCAUUGUGAGAGUCCCAAAGAAGUAAGAAGUGGUGCUAAGAAGUUAGGUAGUUUACUAAGAAGAAGCCUGCAUAAGAAAGUACAGGUAAAGUCUCCACUUCAGCAACAUAUGAGAAAGGUUGGUGUAAAUGUAGGAAUGGAGAAAGUUAGAGUUUCCAUUGGAAGUAGAGGGAAAUUGGCACAAAGGGUUGUAGGAAGUGGUAGAAGAGGUGGAGCUAAAGAUAUCCAACAAAAGAAUAGUCAAAAGGAAAAGGAAAGGGGCUGGAUCUGA